AUGGAUGGCGAACACUGGGAGGUCCGUAGGGGGAACAUGAAGGACGCAUGCGGGGAGGAUGACAACGUGCUGCCAGACGAGGCUGACCUGCAGCACCUGGAGAGGCUGGUGCUCGGCUUCAUGGCAUCGCAGGUGCUGUUUGCGGGCUGCGAGCUCGGCCUGUUCGACCUGCUGGCGGGCAGUGCACUGGGGGCGGGGCCUGUGUCGGGGCGGCUGGGACUGAGCGCGAGGGGGACACAGCAGCUGUUGGACGCACUGGUGGCGUUGAGGCUGCUGGGAGCCACUCCUGGCCCGGAGGGAGAAGUGACAUACACGCUGACCCCGCUGACCCGUGCCUGCCUGACACGUGAAGGCUGUGCCUCCCAGCACCACCUGCUGCGCUAUCUGGGGGGGACGACAUACCGGUUAUGGGCACACCUGGUGGAGGCCGUGAGGUCAGAUGACGAACGGCUGCGUUUCCUGUCGGGGCUGCAAGACACUUGGCGCGACCCCAGGCUGACACGGAAGCUGCUGACAGCCGAGGAUAUGGCUGCCUUCCCACGCGUGUGCGACCUUGGGGGUGGCAGUGGCGAGCUGGCACGCGCGUGGGCAUUGUUCUACCCAGCGAGCAAGGUGACAGUGCUGGAGACACCCCAGGUCGUGCGUGACGUGAUGGACAAGUUCCCGCCCCACGAGCGCGUGUGCUUCAUGCCAGGCGAUUUCUUCCGGGACCCGCUGCCUCCGGCAGACAUGUUCAUCCUCGCCCGCGUCCUGCAUGACUGGGAUGACGUGACGUGUACGCAGCUGCUGGGACGCGUGGGCGGGGCCUGCGGGCCAGGCGGUGCCGUCCUGGUGGUCGAGGCGCUGCUGCCCGAGGAUGAUGAUGUCGGCGAUGACGUGGUCGAGGGGGCGUGGCCUGCACGAUGGGCGUGGCCUGCCGUGCGCACGCGCCUGCUGUCGCUCAACAUGUUGGUGCAGACGCACGGCACAGAGCGCUCGGCCGCCCAGUACCUCGCCCUGCUGGCCGCUGCCGGCUUUACCAGGGGUCGCGCGCAUCGCACGGGCGGGGCCUAUGAUGUCAUCGUGGCACGCAAGUGAUGCGGGAGGGGCGGGGCCAGGGCCUGGAUGCAGAUGAUGUAUGUGAUGCUUUAUUUGCAUGUUGUGUUCAUGUCCUGGUCCACACGCUAAUAUAGUAUUGAAUAUGUAGAUGAGACGAUAAUGGUAGGCUUUAUAUGCAAACUGUGUCCAGAUGAUUGUCCCUAUUUGUAGUGCAGGCUAAUGAGGCCUUUGAUAUG
Ochotona princeps (American pika) is the source of this 1274-nucleotide messenger RNA. It is a transcript of the gene ASMT, whose product is annotated as acetylserotonin O-methyltransferase. The record is from RefSeq and is a predicted model, not a curated record. Lineage: Eukaryota; Metazoa; Chordata; Mammalia; Lagomorpha; Ochotonidae. The transcript is spliced from 7 exons. Bases 1 to 1077 code for a protein of 358 amino acids. Gene Ontology annotation, molecular function: O-methyltransferase activity.